Molecule: messenger RNA, 1743 nt
Organism: Pterocles gutturalis (yellow-throated sandgrouse)
Lineage: Eukaryota; Metazoa; Chordata; Aves; Pterocliformes; Pteroclidae
Gene: METAP2
Product: methionyl aminopeptidase 2
Exons: 10
Coding region: 16-1206 (396 amino acids)
Biological process (GO): proteolysis
Molecular function (GO): metalloaminopeptidase activity
Source: RefSeq, a predicted model, not a curated record
GAAGCAGAUAAAGAAAUGGAAGGUGCUCUUGAUGAUGUAGCAAAACAAUUGGAUAAGCAAGCACUGGAGGAGAAGGAAAAAGAUGAUGAUGAUGAAGAUGGAGAGGGUGAUGGAGAUGGAGCAACAGGGAAAAAGAAGAAGAAGAAGAAAAAGAAGAAAGGAUCUAAGGUCCAGACAGAUCCACCUUCUAUUCCAAUAUGUGAUCUAUAUCCUAGCAACGUAUUCCCGAAGGGAGAAGAAUGUGAAUACCCACCAACACAAGAUGGGCGAACUGCUGCUUGGAGAAUAACUAGCGAAGAAAAGAAAGCACUAGAUCAAGCCAGUGAGGAAAUCUGGAAUGAUUUUCGGGAGGCUGCGGAGGCACACAGACAAGUGAGGAAAUACGUUAUGAGCUGGAUAAAACCUGGAAUGACAAUGAUAGAAAUCUGUGAAAAGCUAGAAGACUGCUCACGUAAGCUGAUAAAGGAAAAUGGUUUAAAUGCCGGUCUUGCGUUUCCUACUGGGUGCUCUUUGAAUAAUUGUGCCGCCCACUACACUCCCAAUGCUGGAGAUCCAACAGUCCUGCAGUACGAUGAUAUUUGCAAAAUAGAUUUUGGGACGCAUAUUAGUGGUCGUAUUAUUGACUGUGCUUUUACAGUCACAUUCAAUCCAAAAUAUGACAGACUAUUAGAAGCUGUAAAGGAUGCCACAAAUACUGGAAUAAAGUGUGCUGGAAUAGACGUACGUCUCUGUGAUGUGGGGGAGGCCAUACAAGAAGUUAUGGAGUCUUAUGAGGUUGAAAUUGAUGGCAAAACAUACCAAGUGAAACCAAUUCGCAAUUUGAAUGGACACUCGAUUGGGCCAUAUAGGAUACAUGCUGGAAAAACGGUGCCCAUUGUGAAAGGAGGAGAAGCCACAAGAAUGGAGGAAGGAGAAGUAUAUGCCAUAGAAACCUUUGGUAGCACAGGAAAAGGUGUUGUUCAUGAUGAUAUGGAGUGUUCUCAUUAUAUGAAGAACUUUGAUGUUGGGCAUGUGCCAAUAAGAUGGCUAGAUCGCCUGGGAGAGAGUAAAUACCUAAUGGCAUUGAAGAACCUGUGCGACUUGGGUAUAGUGGAUCCAUAUCCUCCCUUAUGCGACAUUAAGGGCUCUUACACAGCACAGUUUGAGCAUACUAUACUGUUGCGCCCAACAUGCAAGGAGGUUGUCAGCAGAGGAGAUGACUACUAAACUCAGAGCCACCUCAGCACCUUUAUACUCUAGGCUUUGUUGGAACAUACUAUACCAGAAUUAAUUUGCAACAUACUGUCUGUUUUAACAGUGGACUGUUGUAAUACUUUCCAUAUUUGGAAGGGAAGGAAUUUAAACAAAGGCAAGUCUUCUAAUGUAACUAACCAAGGAAAAAGCUUUCAGGCCUUUAGAAAUAUUUCAAAAGUUAAUUAUUUUUUCUUUUCAGGGAAAUAUGUGCUAUAAAGCUCAAUUUUUAGUUUGGAGUGAGUUAUACAUUUUGUUUUGAACACUUAUGAUAAAAGAUGCUUUUCAAAUAUUUAUAUUACCAUAUUCCUACUUGAAUGCUUUGAAUGACUACACCUGAUUUCUGCACCCAACUCCUCUAUGAUAUUGCCUUUUAAACUUCCUGGAAUCCGUUUUGUAAAAAAUAAAGACAAAUUUUCAGAUCUAAAACUAUAUAUACUUUUUAAAAGCCUGGUUAUGAUUCUGGUCAGGAGUCUGCUGCGAAACCAUUCUAUUAAAUAUUUUACAAACUUG